UCAUACUUGUUAGAUAAAUCAUGGCGAAGAACAUGACUCUGUUGUGGCAUUCUGGCUCUGCCCCUUGCUGGAGAGUUCUGAUCGCCCUGGAGGAGAAGAACCUGCGUGGAUACAACCAACAAAGGCUCUCCAUCUACAAAAUGCAGCACAGGUCGCAGGAGGUCCUGGAGAUUAACCCCAGAGGGCAACUUCCUGCCUUCAAACACGGCAACCUCCUCCUGAACGAGUCCUACGCUGCGUGCUUCUACCUGGAGAGCCAGUUCAGGAAGCAGGGAAACAAGCUGAUGCCAGACUGUCCUGCAGAACUUGCUAUGAUGUACCAACGCAUGUUUGAGGGCAUCACACUCUACCACAAGAUCCGAUGCUUGAUCUACUACCCCCGGAAGAACCCAGAAGACGAGCAAGAGAACAAUGCAGUGAGGAUAAUGGAGAAGGCUUUGCGUGAGGAAGUCAACCUGUGGGAAGGAUACAUGAAGAAGGAGCCCAAACCUUUCCUGACAGGACAGACCUUUUCCUUGUCUGAUGUGACCGUUUAUCCAGCCAUGGCCCUGCUCUUCUAUGCUGGGUUGCCUCUUGAGCGUUACCCGAAACUGGGGGAGUAUUACACUCAUUUGAAGGGGUGGCCUAGUAUCAAGACUACAUGGCCUCAGAACUGGCUGAAGAACCCUGAAGGACAUCAUCUACUCAAACACAUCUGAGAAUUAGUACUUCAUUUUGGGCCCAAAAGAAACAUCCUAAACAUAAAUUUAUGACAUUUUUCUUGUACAUUUACCAGGAGCUCAUACAAAAUGGGAGCAAAAUCAAGUGUUAUUGCAUGGUAUUCAAUUGUUAAAUGAAAAAAAAUCACCUUUGUUGCAACUUCCUGUAAUUUCAAACAACAUUGUGAAUAAAUACACAGCCUCGAUCCUUU
Molecule: messenger RNA, 910 nt
Organism: Doryrhamphus excisus (bluestripe pipefish)
Lineage: Eukaryota; Metazoa; Chordata; Actinopteri; Syngnathiformes; Syngnathidae
Product: glutathione S-transferase A-like
Biological process (GO): L-phenylalanine catabolic process; glutathione metabolic process
Cellular component (GO): mitochondrion
Molecular function (GO): glutathione transferase activity; maleylacetoacetate isomerase activity
Source: RefSeq, a predicted model, not a curated record